AUGCACAAUCCUACGAAAGCGGAUGUCCCUCAUUGGUUUCUCGCUCUGUUGCAGGUGACAGGUCAACGUCCGUCCCCCGUUCCCAACACGGACCAUGGCAAAGGGACCACCGAUGGAGGAGGAAUGUUUCUCGACUUCCUUUGCCCCCAACAAGCGCAACGUUCUGUGGGCUCUGGACUAUCUCGCCCCCAAAAGAAGCCCGCAAUGCGCAGAAGGCGGUCCAACACAGGCUUCGUGCGAUCUUAUACAUCAGCCUCAGGCACCGAGCAAGCCAUUUCAACGGAGCAAACUGCCUCGGACGAAAUUGAGAAGUGGGCAGAACAGUUACUAGAACCACAAAAUUCAGAAGAGCCACGAAAGCCACUUAUUACCCCAAGUGAACAAAGGCGGAUGCUCAAAGAACUCGAUUUGACCUUCCAACAACCUUCAAAGCAAUACAACAAGGUCUGGAAGUUAUACCUUGCAGCUGGCAGCCCGCCACGGUACAGUUCUGCAGUACUCUCUUAUCUGAGCGACUCUACCAACUCCCAGCACCAGGACUGGGCAUGGACGGUUUUUCAAACCAUUCCUCACUCCAAACGCAGCAGUGAAAAUUACCAACACAUCCUUUCCUCGCAAUACCUUCCAGAACCACCUUGGGAUCCUCCUCAUGUGGUGUCAAUUUGCAACCAAGCUCUUUUCACGCCAUUAGCUGGGGUCUGUAUUAAGUGGAGCCUGCUAUAUGCCACAAAAAACGCAAACUGGUCUCAAUUUUCGGAGAUCUGGACUUUGACAUCCAAAAUCCCAGGUUUGCCCAAAAAUCACUUGAGAGCCUUGGAUGCGUUUAGAAAUAGAGAUAUUCCCGCAUCUUUCCUGGUCAGGGGUCUACUCAGCUUGGUAGAGUACCUGGAGCUUGGAAAAGAGGAUCAUCGACUCCUCACACUGGCUCGCCUAUUGUUUGACCAAGUCCUCAGCGAUGACUCACUAUUAUGGCUCAUACCGACAUCCGACUUGCUUCAAUUAAUUGAAAAAUACCGACCACUAGGGGUUCUUCAGGAAUCUGCCUACAUGAAGAUCAUCACGCGUCUUCACAGCUCAGAUGCACGACCUGAGUUUGUUCAGUCUAUCUUAUUUUAUCGCCAGUUUCGUUCGGAAAUACCAGACGGACGCCCUCCUAAAAAGCUUUUGGUUCGCCUUUUUGACGGUGCUGUGGCUUUUGAGAUGACAGACAAUGUCACAUACCUUUUGGACGAAUUUGCUCAAUUCCAGACAAAACCGUCCAUCUCAGCCUACAGGGAAGCCCUCAAAGCUUUCUCCAAGGCCAGAGAUGUGUCGAAGGUACACCAAACAUUCGACAGGCUUGUAGUAGACCACGGAAACCCAAAAAGUCGCAAAUUGUUGACCCCGCUGCUUUCUAUUCACGCACAUCUAGGGGAUGCGCGCGAGACACAACGGCAUUUCGACCGCAUCUCCGCAGAAUUUGGGCUGCGUCCAAAUACUAUUUGCUGGAACCUUUUGAUCCAGGCCUAUGUGACUGCGGAAAAUCCAUCAGGUGCGGCCUCCACUUUGGCUCGAAUGAUGAAGCAACAUGAGACCCCAAAUUCUCACACGUACGGUACAAUUAUGGCACUUUUUGCCAAGCGCGGCGAUGCGUCAAACGUCCGCCAAUUGUUCUACCAAGCGAAGUUGAGCAAUGUGGAAAUUACAAUGCCAAUGGUGGAUAUUCUUUUGCGCGCAUACCUCAGGAGUGACGAAUACUUCAAAGCGGAAUCGCUUGUCAGAGAAUUCUGGGAGUCAGUGAGAGGAGGUUCUCCCAUGCACUUGUGGAACACCCUUUUGUGGUAUCAUGCCUUCAAGGUCCAGAAACGUUACUUUUCGCGGCUCCUUGGCUAUACUGGCGAGCUUGGGUUGGAUCCAGACGCCGGAACGUACGCGGCCAUCAUGUAUGCCCAUGCCAUUACUCGACAAGCGGGUGAAGCACACCUUGUGCUCAGCAAAAUGGCCGAAGCUGGCAUAGAACCUACCGAGCAACAUUACUCACUAUUGAUGCUUGCGUAUAUGAGAAAGGGAGACCGUGACAUGGUGCACGUCAUCCUUCACGAGAUGCAAGCCCGUCUUGGCAAAGUCGGAAAGAGUGCUAGCCUUUUAAACCUCAGAACGCAGCUUGAGAGAGACUUGGAGAACGCGAAACGGUCCCGUACCCCUGUCGAAGACAUGUCUUACCCGCACGCGGAAGCGGCAUUGAUGAAAUCAAUCAACCAGUACAAGGACGACUCCCCGCCAUCCAAGACACUGUCAUUCGAUGCAAGUGGAUCUGCCAAGCCACAUGCUCCGGCCUUGCAUUACCAACAUUUGAUCAAAGCAUAUGGCAAUACAGCUGCCAUCGACAAAACACACCAGUUGCUUGAUCAGUACCUCAAGAGCAAGCCGUCUACGAGCUCGCGAGAUCAAAAUAUGGCAGAGUUACCAGUUGACUUGAUCAAAUCUUUGAUGUUUGCUCAUUUGAAAGCCCAUGAAUUCAUGAAAGUCGAGGAGUACUGGAAUCUUCUGUGGCCCCGCAUGAUCAAAUCUGCUACCCGCCUUGAUCUUGAUCGAGUUCUCCCUAAUAAAACCGGCAGAGCUGCGAAAGAAGCUGCAGAAAGAACCGCGGAAGAAGCCGCGGAAACUGCUGCGCAGGAAGCUGACGAUUUGGAACUCGCUGUGAUAGAGGCCUUCGAAGAAGUUCAAGCUUUGAGACAAGACGAGAAAGAUGCUGCAGCUUUGACCAAGCCCACCGAUACGAUAGAAGACGCGAAAAGAUUCUACAAAGCUUUCACGUUGCCUUUGAAAAAAGCCCGGGAAAAUGCUGCAAAUACAAAAGAACUUUUCAAGAGAGCUGUGGAAAAAGCCGCUUUCGCAAAACAAGCUGCGGACUCGACAAGAACGACGAGGACAAAGUCUCAAGGAAUCCUGCGCAGUCAGCAGUUCAUUAUGAGUUUCCCCCUCGACAUUUACAUGAAAUCUCUGGCUGCAGACAAUCAGUACCUGAGACUUCAUCAAAUUGUGAGUGAGGUCCAGGCAGCCGGUUUUGCGUUGACUGCCAAAAAUUGGUCUAGCUACAUUGAGCUACUCACAUUAUCUGAAGAGCGCUCUGAUCAGAUCAAGGCAUUCCAGCUUUUUGAAGAGAAGUUCCAGCCCAAUUUCCCUGGUUGGUACUAUAUGAUGCGUGGAUUUGGUCGGCGGCCGGAUGCUUCAGCAGAGUCAAUUCUCCAUCUUGAGGGGCGUGCAGGCGCACACACUCCCCGUCGCGUGAUGGGUAAAAAGGCACGCGAUCAUUGGUGGCGAAUUCAACCUGACUACAUGCAUCCUUCCUACCGCGUCAUGGUGUACCUGGCUAGAAGGUUGCAAUUACUCCGCCGAAACAGCAUCCACGAUGGCGGUGGAACCUUUUCAGAACUCUUCCGCACCACGCCAGAGACACUUCGUAUUGUUGCCGAGAUGCCUCGUAUGGAUGAUCCGUGGCAGAUGCGAUUGCUCCGUGGCCGUCAGAGCGUGCUAUUCAGACUUCCAAAACCAAUUUCGUCGGCGGCUCAAAGGCGGACGGUCAGACUGAAGCUACCCACCAGAGCAACGCCCGACAAACACUCCGCCGGCCCUCCACCCGUGCAAGCACGACCGAAAGCGCCAACCCAGGCCCUCUCUCCCAAGGCACAGGCCGCAGUGGAAGAAACCCCCACCGGUUCGGAGGCGAUGCCACCCGAGCACAAGCCAUCCGAAAAGCGCCCUCUCAGGCGUAAGCGCAAGACGAACUGGAAGCUCUAUAACGUCAGGGCCGGGUGGUAUGCCACUUGCCAGCCGAUAAAUGGCAGGCCCGUAAACAAGUUCACUAAGCAAGGUACCAUGCGCAAAGCGAACUCGCUACGGGGCGUCCCAUCGAGCCCCGAAAUGCGAGCUGGAUAUAAGGAUCCUCUCCUCCGGAAGGGUUCAGCAAUAAAUUAG
Penicillium antarcticum is the source of this 3957-nucleotide messenger RNA. RefSeq names its product putative translation regulator (Cya5). The record is from RefSeq and is a predicted model, not a curated record. NCBI's taxonomy places the organism in Eukaryota, Fungi, Ascomycota, Eurotiomycetes, Eurotiales, Aspergillaceae. The coding region runs from base 1 to 3957 and encodes 1318 amino acids. The transcript has a single exon. Gene Ontology annotation, molecular function: protein binding.